AAAGCAGUACAGAUGACCCUACGGAUGUAGAACAGAUGGAUGACGAUGAUGGUGAAGCCCACGGUCUCCGCAGCGAGCUUGAUGAUGCCCUAACUGGGACCACCACGACUGAUCUCAAGAUCCAAAUUAGAAAGCUUAAGCGCGAGCUGGAGGCCGUCAAGAAGAACGAGGCUGAUGCCAGUCGGAUGCUUGUGCUUGAAAAUCUGUUGGACGAUGCAAACCGGAUGAAAUCACGCUACGAAAGCGACUACCUUGUUUCCCAUCGAGAAAAGCUAGUUCUUCAAAGGGACUUGGAGGAGAUCCGAAGCGGGAAGUCAAUGGGUGAUGGAGCCGAGGCUGCAAUCGCCCUUCGCCAGCGGUUAAACGAAACUGUGGAUCAGCUGGAUACUCUUCGAAAAGAACAUGCCGAGCUUGAGGUCAGGUUCGAUGCUCAGAGUAAGGAACUGACUAUUGCCAAGUCUGAUCUCAAUCUCGUGAACAAGGACCAACUUGACAUCCUAUCUACCUUGCGAGAAUCGGUUAAUGAAGACAAAGUUGGCCUCGAGGCUGAUAUGGAUCGUCUCAAAAAUCAAAUCAAGGAACUUAAUGAAAAGAAUAGAAUGCAACUUGAACAGGUCAAUGCAUUGUUGUUGGAGAAGGUCAAUCUACAAAGUGAGGGCAUCGGCCAAAGAGAGAAAAUGCUUCAGCGUGAGCGAGAUUUUGGUGACCUACGUGCCUCGCUAUCAGGAAGAGAUAUGCCUGAAGAUAUCAAAGCUAGACUUCUUGCGUUACACGAAGAAAACGUAAACCUCAAAGAAUCAUACAAAACCGCCCAAGAAAAACUGCUAAAAGCUAAAUCGUUUAUCAAGUCGCAGGACAAAUUGUUCAAAGAAGAGCAUGCAAAGGUAGCAGGGUCUUCGCCAGGCUUGUUUGAGGAGGCAGAAGCUAGUUUCCGUUCCCAAAUCAAAGUACUCGAAGAAGAAGUGGUUCGACAGAAGCGUCUUCACGCUGAGUCUACACAGCGUUAUCGCAGAGAGUAUGAGUUGGUGCUCAGUGCUCUCCAUAGACUCGGUAUGGAAAGAUUGCGCAAUCCAAUGGGUGCUCCAGCGUCGCAUGCUCGGGCAGCCCCUACCAGCUGGCUUGGCCAACAACGCAAAAACCUGGGCCCAACGUUACGUCGGUGACCGACGACUCUACCAACCAUUUCACUGCACAUUUCUCGAUCAUCUUCAUAGGAGGAACCUUACAACUUAAUACCCGACCAUUCCUUUAUUUUAUCAUUGCAUUGCUUGAGUGUAUCCUGUAUCGUUACGCGUAGGUAAUAUGUUUUAGAUUUUCAGAUACUGUUCAUCGUUUUUUUGAUGUAAACUGCUGGGACAUUAGUCAAUGAGAACUUG
Messenger RNA from Serpula lacrymans var. lacrymans S7.9, 1376 nucleotides. RefSeq lists its product as uncharacterized. The transcript has 8 exons. Bases 36 to 1163 code for a protein of 375 amino acids. The record is from RefSeq and is a predicted model, not a curated record. NCBI's taxonomy places the organism in Eukaryota, Fungi, Basidiomycota, Agaricomycetes, Boletales, Serpulaceae.